AAAAAAAUUUGUUAAGUAGAACAAGAAGGAAAAAAAUGUCGAAGGUGGUGGUUUCCACCAUAAUCACCGCCUUCAUCUUUCUCGUUGUACUCUUCAUCCAAUUAAUUAUCAAAUUUAAUCACAAAGACGGAUAUUACACACCUAAUGGCUUGAGCAGGCGAUUAGGGCUCAAAACUCGUGACCCAAUUUUUGAUCCUCUUGUUGCUGAAUUGGAGCAAAAGAGAAGAGGAAAAUCAAAUGAUGGAUGGCGUAAGAAGGAGGAUGAAAAAUAUUUUGAUAAUGAUGGGAGAUUGAAAACUAGUUUGAGAUUGAUGGUUUUGUUUCCUAUUUUGGACGUUGCACCUAAAGAUGGAUUUAUUGAGUAUAAAGAGCUUGAAAUUUGGAAUACACAACAAGCUAUUGAUCGAUUGCAUUAUAGGAGUUCGAGUGAAAUGGAGUUUAGAGAUAAGGAUGGAGAUGGAGCUAUUUCUUUCUUUGAAUAUCUCCCUCAAUUUACCAAUGAAGACUUAGAGAAAAAUGAGACAAGCCAUGGAGAUGCAGGAUGGUGGAUGGCACAAUUCAGAAAUGCUGAUGCUGAUCGAAGUGGAACUCUAAACUUAUAUGAAUUUAGAGAUUUUAUGCACCCUGAAGAUAGCAGGAACGAACAAAUACAGAGGUGGUUGUUGAGAGAAAAAAUAAGGCAAAUGGACGUAAACAAGGAUAAUAUGCUAAAUCGAUUGGAAUUUAGUAAUGGGGCUUACAAUAUUUAUAAGACUUACCUUGAAUAUGAAUCUCAAGGAACCAAUAUUCCUACACCAUUUCAAGCAUUUGCCAAUCUUGACUACGAUGGUGACGGAUUUUUGACAGUGGAAGAAUUGAAACCAAUUCUACAAUAUUUAUCCCCCGGAGAACUUUCCUAUGCUAAAGUGUACACAACUUAUUUGAUUCGAGAGGCUGAUGAUGACAAAGAUGGUAAAUUGACAUUGGAUGAGAUAUUGAACCAUGAAAGUAUUUUCUAUAAUACUGUUUAUGAUAACAGUAGGAAUGAAGAAAUUUUCCACGAAGAACUGUGAUUUAUGGAGAUUAUAUAUGUGUGUGUGUUAAUUCAAAGAGGCAGUUAUUUAUUUCAACUCGAGCCAUGAGGUCAAGUCAGCUGAUCAUGGUUCAACAAGAAGCAGUUAAUUAAUUAAUAGCGUUGAAAUUAGUUGAAUGCUAGCUGAAGGGAGGUCCUAGUUAUAUACUAGUAGCUACAUAAUUAUCAUGCAUUAGCGGUAGCUAAUAGUCUUUUUAGUGUAUAUAUAAUACAUUUUACCUGUAUAUAUCUUGAUGAAUAAGAAUAUAAUUAGAAUUUUUCUCUA
Molecule: messenger RNA, 1337 nt
Organism: Solanum pennellii
Lineage: Eukaryota; Viridiplantae; Streptophyta; Magnoliopsida; Solanales; Solanaceae
Product: calumenin-B
Exons: 7
Coding region: 36-1052 (338 amino acids)
Cellular component (GO): endoplasmic reticulum
Molecular function (GO): calcium ion binding
Source: RefSeq, a predicted model, not a curated record